CACCAGGUAUUCUCUAUCAUCAUCGAACCAUUGGCUCCAGGGAAGUUGGCUCCCAGCAUUUAAGCUUCUUUCCAGUUCCCUCAGAAGCGGGAAAGACGUCACAGGCGUGUUGAGUGCGCUCCAGUCAUUGAGGCUGCAAAAGACGAUGGCAACAAAGGCUAUUCUGAAGCCUGCGCUGUCCGAACAUAAUCAACUUCCUGAUAAAUAUGCAUUCCGUUUGGUUUACAAGAAGAAAAGUCGCAGGAGCAAGAGCUAGUACAAGUUAGCGGAAUGUGUUUUCGUCAACGUCCUGUUUAGGUUCAGGGUAGCCAUCUUGGAAAUGCAAACUGGGGGUGGGUACUCGGGUACCGACUGGGAAAUCCAACAUCGAUUGAUGUCAUCGGGGCGGAGCUGGGAAUAUUCCACUUCCCAGGACAACUGGAAGAUUAGAUGAUAUAAAAUAUCAAAAUGGCGGCAGUGGGUCUUCACUUGUCAGGUCCUGGGGAAAUGGAAAGAAACCUCUCUCACACUACGUGAUGAGGACAAAGCUUCAUGAAGCAUUGUCCUUGUCACAGUCCUCUAGAUGGCAGUCUUGCUUCCCUAGUUGAAGGAAAACUAAAACCGAGAGCGCCACCUACUGAGCCCUGAUGCUGCUUCGUUCUCUAACAGUCCAUCGCUUCUCAUUUGCUAUCACGAUUCAACUUGCUUACUCUCCACACGGGGGCAGUAUAAGUCAGUCAGUGAUGCUGACGCUGGUCACGUCAUCACCAAGGUGACACCAAUGGUAGGACUCAUCAGCGCCUCUCGUGGUGCACGUUGACGUUCUCGCAGGGUGAUUCUUCAGUGGCAGUAGAACUGGCCUCUGACCUGGCUGUAUUGAUGCAGAUCUGCUUAUUGCAUUAAGCAUUAGCACUUAAGGAGGAGCAGCGCGGCCUGGUCCUGCAGAGGGCGUCUCUGGAGUAACUGCUGUGAGCGGUGGGGACAGCGGGGCACACCACGAGGACCAGCUCACUCCCGGGUGCACAGGGAAGCAGCAUGCUGAUGUGAGGCGGAGGAACCCCACCUGCUGUUCUAUGCAACUGCAGACUGUACAUCGCUUCCAGCUUCUCCCAAGCCUCCCAGCAGCUUCAUCUGCUUCUGCAGGGGAACUUUGUGUUUGAUUCUUUCUUUCCUGUGGAAGACCAACUUCUAAAGAGGCUGAUGCAUUACUGCAUGCAUAGAUAUUACAAUUUAUAAAAAGAACAGUAAGAUAGAACCUGAGUGUGUAAGGCAAAACUACCACCUUUCUUUUUCUAAAUAAAGGCGUCUUGUUAAGCUGCCUCCAGUGUCCCGUCAUCUGCCCGGAUGGCACGGCAUCCAGGAGCUCUGCUUUGUGAUGGUGGGCAGAUGAGGUACGCUAUGUUACCAAAGGUAUUUGCUCACCUGCCAUGACUCACGUGUGAACUGAAGUGCCAUCCCAUUCAACUCUUCUGUGAAGGCUGUGCACCAGGUUGAGGAGUGUGUUCAUGGGAAUGUUUGACCAUUCUUCCAAAAGUGCAUUGGUGUGGUCACAUACUAAUGUAAAGAUGGUGAAUCAAGUUCAGGUCAGGACUCUGUUGGGAGCAUGGAAUUGUCCAAAAUGUUUUGGUAUCCAGAAGCAUUCAAAGCUCCUUUCACUGGAACUAAGGGGCCAAGCCCAGCUCCUGAAAAACAAGCCCACACCAUAAUUCCUGCUCCACCAAAUUUCACACAAUGCAGUCCAAAAGGCACCUUUUGUCCUGGCAACCUCCAAACCCAGACUCAUCCAUCAGAUUGUCCGAUGGAAAAGUGUGAUUCACCACUCCAGAGAAGGCGUCUCCACUGCUCUAUAGUCCAGUGGUGGCCUGCUUUACACCACUGCAUCUGGUGCUUUGCAUUGCACUUGGUGAGGUACGGCUUGGAUGCAGCUCCUCAGCCAUGGAAUGUGGUUAGGGCACCGGAUUCUCAUCAUUUGGAUUUGGAAAUAUAGUGCAUCAUGAAAGAGUGUUGCCGGGUUGAUGAAACAGUGUCCUGAUUGUCAGAGGCCACUAGAUGGUGCUGUCUGCUGUAAAAUGUUUAGAUUAGAACAACUAAUUCAGAUCAUUUAAAAACCAAGAGCGCCAUCUAGUGGCCUCUGAAAAUCAGCCUACCGCUUCAUCAACACUGUUUCAUGGCAUCUCAUUUCCCCUCCAGUAGCCGUCCUCUCCCUUGGCUGUGUUUGCUGACUCAGCAGACGAGUCCCACAGACAUAGAAGAGUAAAAUAGUUUAUUUUGUGAGUACAGAUGAUCAGAAGGCACAGAUAGUCUCAGUGGGGCGAUGUUACAAAGGUUUGUCUGCAGGCACAAGUCUGCACAGCCACUCCGCAAAAACAGGUCCCUGAGUCAUCAGAGUUCUUUGACCUACUGAAGCAAACAAGGCAUAAAACUAUCGCGUAGGUUUGUAAGAAAGCGUUGCAGGAUCAAAAAUACUGUGAAAACAGCUCCAGGGGGAAAAAAAACGCUGCCAAAAAUAUUCAGUUUAAAAACAUUAAUUCCACUAAGAAUGCCCGAAGACAGACUACAAGCUGGUCCGUAAAGCUGGGGAGGGUUCACCGGGAGAACCAGAGAUUUUAGCUCAGACGUGAGGUCAGCAGCGGCCAUCCAGGGGAACGCCGUGAUGUUGGCAACAAAUGCAGCUCAAAUAUUAGUCCUCGCACCCCAAAACAAGGUUUGAACGUUUAGUCUUUCCUGGACAGAUUUAGGCGAUUGGAUGAGUUGAUUUGUGAGAGUCUAAAACAGGUAGUCGGGGAACACGGGUCCCUGCGCACGACGCUCCGUCCGUUCUCCCAGGUACGGAGCCUCCUCCUCCAGGCCGGGGAGCCGGAGACCUGGGUCCUCGCAGGGUGGUGGGGGGCCGUCCGGGUCGGGCUUCAGGCUCAGCCUCAGGUUCUCCGGGAAAGCCAAGGAGAAGAGCGCCUCCGGGCUGCACACAAACUUGUAGACAUACCUCUCCCCUGCCACCUGGCAGCAAAGUAGCCAAUCAGAAGAGUGGACCCACGCUCAGCACACUGGAGCCCCACGGCACAAACCUUCUGCAUGAUGCCCUUCUCGUAGUAGUACCUCAGUGAACGGCUCAGCUUGUCGUAGUUCAUGGCCGGCCUGUUCUUCUGCACCCCCCACAGACGAGCCACCUGGCCGCGGGCACGCCAGCGAGUCAACACACUUCAGCGGUCCUCUUUAGACGGGACCGGCCCGUGACUCACCUCCUCGGGGUCCAUCAGCUUGAACUCCAUGUUGCGCCCGGUCCAGAUGAUGUGGUGACUGUGGGCAGGGUUGUCCAGCAGGGUGAGCAGGAACUGCCAGAGCUGGAGCGAGCCGCGGCGCUGGUACGGUAAACCCUCCGCUUUGACUUUCGCUGCGGACACACAGUCAUGAAGCCACGGUCUUGACCAGGACCUGGGGCUGCGGUCUUACCCUCCAGUCUCCCCGGGACAACACAGCUGUCAUCGUAGAACAUGUGAGGCUCCCUGUCUGGACCAAACCCUGGAGGUGAGAAGCCACACAACUCAGAACCAUCAACUUGCUCCGGGUUGCAGGAGUGAUGCUCAAACUGACCCGUGUGACUCUGGAACUGGACCCUGCCGUACAACGUUUGACAGGUCUGUGCUUCUGGAAGACAAAAAGGUUGAGUUUCCUUGGCAACAGAACCAGACAGGUCUGGUCCGGAGACACACCUGGGUCAAAGCCAAAAUCCCUGGGCUCUUGUUUUAUGGUGACGUGAUUGAAAUGGGUCUGACUCUGAGCAGCUUCUGAGUAGUGAUGCUCCAUAUGAUCCUGUUUAAAUCCUGGUUGCCCGGGAGCGACCAGAGGCUCAGACAGGUGGCGCUGAUAGAGUGGGCGGCGCUCGGCGCUGGAGUGGGGGUACAUCGGCUGCGGGGUGUUCUCGGUCGACACAAUGGACAGGCUGGGCUCGGACAUCUGCCGCUGGAACCUGAGUAUGAGCCAAAGGAUCAGCAGAGGGCAGGGGGUCAGGCAAGGGUCAGGACCACUCACUUCGGCUCCGACUGGAAGGACUUGACUGGAUGGUUCAAGUCCAAAUGCGGGCGGCCAAAGUGGGAGGGAGCAGGGAGGUGGGCCGGGCUGUCGCUGUGUAGCACCGGGGGAAACGGGUGAGUGGCAGGACGGCUGGCACCAGAAGGCCCAGUGGGCUUGCUCUUUGCAUUGCUGAGGAGGGAGGUCAGAGGUCAGCGACCAGAUAGGAGACGAGUUCAUAUCAUCACGCACCUGCAGCUGUAGAGACACUGGUCAGUUGGAGGACUCCGGCAGCCAUGUUUGGGGGAGCAGGGCUCACACUUGACUCUCAGCACUGCGGCACACGCACAACACAGUCAACUCCGGUGGUGGUAUUUAAUAAGGUGAUAUUUAACAAAAUCGCUCAAAAAGACCUGAACACAUUCAAAUGAAAUUCUCAGCAAAGCCUGAUAAGAGGACGAGGAGCUGAAGAUUCAAAUUUGGUGGUGAUCUGAAGUUCUGUAGGAAGGUUCUAAAGAAGGUUCACUAGGAUGGCUUCCUCAUGCCACAGCCUCCAGUCUCACCGCCAGAACAAAAUAGAUCAGAGAGCAGGGAAACGUUUGGCAAGGCUCAGGAGGUCUGCUUGAGCGAGGCCGAGGUGACAUGCUGGACGUGCACUCACAGUCGCUGCACUGGAAGUCCGGGACAAACUGCUCAUCGUCGGGAACUGGAGCUGCGGAGGGAAGCGGAGCGUGAGCGCAGUUGGUGCGCACCAAACCGAGAAGACCUCACUCACCUUCCGCAAACCAGAUUUCCUGGAGUUGACUCAGGUCAUGGAACAGGUCUGAAAAGCAGCAUGAAGAAAACCCUUCUACAUGAAGCAGACAAGACGAGACGGAGUCCCCCCUCCGCUCCCUCCCUCACCCUCGGUGUCCUGAGCCAGGUCUUCAUGCAGAUACUUCUUGAUCCUGCCAGUCGCACACACCUCAGCCUCCUCCCUGCCACACUGAAAACCCCAGAAUUCACUUCAAUGCUUCCUAAUAACUGACGGUGCAGCACUGAAGGGAGGAUGAGUUUCAUGACACAGUGUCCUGAUUUUCAGAGGCCACCAGAUGGCACUGUCUGCUGUAAAAUCUUUGGACUUGAACAGCUCAUUUGAAGCAACCGCGUCAUUUUUAAACCGAGAGCGCCAUCUAGACCUCUGAAAAUCAGGACAUCACUAGUGGAAAGGCUUGUGCUUGAGAAGGAAUUAUCAUCACUCACGUUGUCGAGCAGAUACGGAACCUGCUGGUCAUAGAAGCCGUCCAUGAUGGAGAACACUUCACUGGUGAAAGAUGACAAGAGAAAUCAGACGCGCAUUCAUCACAGCAGACGUAUGUUCAAGUGCAGUUUAGACCAAUGGGAGGUGUUGGACACCUGAACUAUCUGCCGGACUGGUUUUAAAUUGGGGCUACAUGCCAGGCUCUCCUCCUCCAUCACUGCCUGGUUCUCUGCUGCAAGCACCAUGGCGACAUGCCUGUCCUUUACAGGAAGGAUGCUGGAGGAGAGGACCGGUUUAAACAGUGUCCCUCAGACACUGUGAUCCAAGUGAUCCGUAACGCUGCAUGAGACAAUGAAACCUCGCUGUCUGCAGUAUUGUUCUAUUAUUAUUGACCUUUAGUGUAUAUCGUUUCAUGUUUUUUAGGGAUGGGAUGAGAUUCCUUUUGAUGAAAAUGACAAAAAAAACAGCCAACGAUGAUGUAGCUGUGAAAAGGUAAAAUUGUCUGUAACAGGCAGAAACCUCCACAGGACCAGACUCUUUUUCUGUUCAGGCCCAGAGUUAUUCAUUCCACAGCUGGACAUGGAUGGAAAUUGCAAGUUAAAGAUCCGCAUCCCUUUGUUUUGCUUCCCGCUGACCUCUCACUCCGUUUCAGCUGCGAUGACUGUCAAAGGUCUCCAUCGUGCCAUAAAUAAAGUCCAUCUCAUCUUCUGCUCACAUCCAGAUCUCUUGUUCACGCGCGUGGAAUCACGUGACUGAUCUUUAAACAUGCUGGGAACCGGGUGUUGACGCAAACGUGAGUAACUUUGAAGUUCGGUGUGGCGCGCAGGCGCAGUAGCUUAUUGUUGUCCCACAUUUGAAGUGAAACUUGAUCUCCACAGCAACAGUGGGAGGAAGGGGCAGCGCGGGGGAUGGAGGGGGUGGGGGGGCUGUCGACAUUUCAAAUCUCAAGAGAAGUAGUCCAUCCCAGCAGCGUAGUCCCAGUUUAGUGUGUCUCUGCUCAGGAGAAGAGCAAAGGGAAAUGGACGCAACGCUUGACAGCCAGAAAAUGGCGUACGGCUCCCGCGGCGCGCUCCCUCACCAACAGCCGCGGCGAUGCAGCGCAACAAUGGCAAACGUCAAGCGGCGCACUGAGAGCAGCCAUGCAGCACUCACCUGCGGGGUGAAGUGUUCCGAGGGUUUGAGGCGCAGUCCGAGGGCGGCCUACAUCCCCUCCAGGUCCCGUGGAUUUUUCUCAAUGGGGACUGGGAGCCUUAAGCUCCGCAGCCAGGGAAAGUGCUCUGCUCCACUCCUAUUGGGCGAAGCACACGCCAGUCAAAAACCACCAAUCCGCGGCAAGAGCGCUGUGACGCCCGCCCCUCUGUGUUUUUUAUGAAUGGUUACGUUUCAUUCAUGAAACACGACGGCGUUCUUAAAGGGCCAGUGCCGCUUACGUAAACGAUGCCGUUCUGAAUAACGAGAGGAGAUGUAUGAAAAAUGCACCUGUGUUGCAACUGUAAUUGUUACAUACAUUACUGUUAUGAUUAUUUAUCUCAGUCAUUUUUGAUAAUCUGAGCAAAGUAUGGAUACAUCUGAAGAAGGUAGCACAAACAACACAUAUAUAACACAUAUAUUAUUAUGAUUUACGUUGUAAUUUAUGGGUGAAAUGCAGAGAGACAAUAAUCACCAAACGUCAGAUCAAAUUCAUUGGGUCUGGAAACAGAAAUAGGACCGGUUUUAUAGAAAAGCAGGCUAAAAUGAGAGCGGAAAAAAAACAACUUGGAGUAUUGGAGAGAGGUUUCAUGGCUCAGACUUAAACCUCUCUACCUACCUAUCCUACCUAUCACAGAACUGGACCGUGCUUUAACUUGAAUAAAAAAAAAAAAAAAACCUGCAGGAUUCUGGUUCAUCAUCAUCAGUCAUAUUAUAUAGAUAGAUAUGUCACCCAGGGAUAUUAACAAGCCAUUUAGAUAAAGCAGAUACUUUCUGGGUAAUUCAUAUUUUAUCGCUAAUUAUUUCUGUUCUUUCUUCUCAUGCGGUUAUCAGUUUUCUUUCUUUGUUCCUGUUAAUUAUUGUUCUGUUUUCCACAGUAAAAUUUUGUUGGAAUUAUUGCCAUACUUUGAAAUCCCACCACAACACAUUUAGGUCCAUCAUGGAGCAGCCGUACAUGUCGGACUGAUCCUGGACAAACGCUGCAUCGUUGAGAACAUGGGGGAAAGGACCUAAGUGAACAAAAAAAUAUCAGUCAAUAGGGAGAUGAAGGUUGUUUUAUGAACCUGUGAAUUUGAAAGACACAUUCUAAUGCAGUGAGAGCACUGACUUUUGACUGGCAGCGAAAGUUACUCUAGGUUUUGUGUGAUAUGUAGUAGCAAACUACAGUGCUGGUGGCAGGCUCUCACUUAGGGUCGGUCGAGUGAGAGCCUGCACGCGGGACAAGCGCUACAGGGUGACUGUGAGUCAGCUAAUGUUUGCUGGCGUCUGGCUUUCGUACCUUGAGCAUCUGCCUUAUCAGCGAAGCAGUCAGAUUCCGCUGUGACGUCACACAUGCCACGUGGGAUUUGUAGUCCAAAUAAUGACGUGUGUUCACAAAGAAAGAAAUCAUAAAUUACACGCCAAACAUAGAUGAAACUCACGUCAUUGUUGAUCAUUUAAACUGAGGUACGGCGUAUAUGUGAUCCAGGGCAUGAGGCAAAGUUGGCCAGAAAAACUGAUGUCCCCAACAGUCUCUUUAUUCCCCACUCUUUAUUCACCCUUUCUCAGCUCCCAUGGGUGUCUGUGUAAAACACCAAUAGUGAUGCCAUCUAUGUUCCGCCUCCCAGUGUCUUAACGCUAUUAAACAAGCUAAAUUAAAAAUUAAAUUAGUAAAGUAAAGUUUUUCAAGUUUGCUUCUUUUGAUUGAUCACGUUAAUUCAAACCAAUCGUAUGAAGUAUCUCAACCAUUCAGAAAAGAUAUGAGUAAAAAUAAAAACAAGGUGGAAAAUACCUCUGCCCCUCGCAAAAGAAAAAAUUUUUAAAAAGGUGUAUGAGUUGUAGAAAAAAACACUCAAAUGAUUCAUUUUAUUCAUGAAAUAGCGGCCAUAUUUUCAGAGGCCACCAACUGCUGUUGGUAAAUCUUGAUCCAAAUCUGCUACUAGUAAUUGUUUCCUUGGUAAAAAAAAAAAAGUGUGACCUCUGUCUGGCACAUACAAUAAAAAUGCAGUUGAAUUCAUUACAUCCAUUUACAGCUGUGUUUAGUCACAGCAUUGGGUGGCAUCACAGAUGCACUUGGAAGCAGGCAGGUCAAGAGGACCGAUGGACUUGGAAGCACUUGGACAUGUCACAUGUGAAAAUGGAAAAACAACCGUCUGACUGACUCCAAACUCACAGGUUUCUAACAGCAUGGCAGCAGCAAGCAUCAGGUAUCACAGGUGAAACAUCUGGAGCCGUCUGUGAUCCAGCAGUCGCCACUCAGAGGACACCAGGACUCCACUCUCCCUGAGGUCACACUCAUGACCAAACUCCAUGGAAGGAAAAAGAAGAACAUGUGAAGCCUCAUCCAAGUUGACGCUCAUCCGAGACGCCCGCCGCCCCUCUGCCUUUAUUACAGUGCUCACAGGGUCCAGGUGGUUCCACUCAGACGGGGAAGAAAAGGAGCAGUUCCAGAAAAAAUGUACAAAUAGUUUCUGCUCUGACUCGUCCUUUGACUCUGAAAAUGCAUUUAACACACCAUAAUGCACAUUGAGUGCUUUUGUAGCGCAAGAAUGCAGGCCGCGGCUGAGUCAGCACUUCUGGCACAAAAGCAGCUGGCAGCCGGUCCCAUAUAAAAGCAGCCCACAAGUGGCAUGGUGACCAAACACCACCACCAUGGCCAGGGUAACAGCACCCCCCUCCGUGUCUCCUUCCCAGAUGUACGGUGGUUUGACUCUCUUUUUCUCCCUCAGAUUAUUUUCUUCGAGGAGAGGAACUUCCAGGGUCGCUCCUAUGAGACCAGCAGCGACUGCUCGGACAUCAUGAUGCACCUGAACCGCGUCAACUCCUGCAGGGUGGAGAACGGCUGCUUUGUGGGCUUCGAUCGCACCAGCUUCAUGGGCAACCAGGUGUUCCUCAGGCGAGGGGAGAUCUCUGACCUUCAGCGCUUGAGCAGCAGCAUCGGGAUCCUGGGGGGCGUGAUGAUGGACACCAUCCGCUCCUGUCGCAUGAUCCCCAUGCACAGGGGACUAUUCCGGAUCAAGAUCCAUGAGAGGGAGAACCUGAGCGGCCAGAUGCAGGAGCUGAUGGAGGACUGCGAGUCCAUCCAGGACAGCCUGUACAUGCACGACUGCCAGUCCAUCGAGGUCUUGGAAGGCCACUGGCUGCUCUUCGAGCAGCCCAACUUCAGAGGUCGCAUGAUCCUGGUGAGACCCGGGGAGCGCCGAAACGUGAGGGAGAUUGCCAACAGCAACAUCAUGCGGAUCAGCUCCCUCAGACGCAUCACCGACGUCUGUUAA
Molecule: messenger RNA, 9669 nt
Organism: Synchiropus splendidus (mandarinfish)
Lineage: Eukaryota; Metazoa; Chordata; Actinopteri; Syngnathiformes; Callionymidae
Product: gamma-crystallin M1-like
Exons: 2
Coding region: 9025-9669 (214 amino acids)
Biological process (GO): lens development in camera-type eye; visual perception
Molecular function (GO): structural constituent of eye lens
Source: RefSeq, a predicted model, not a curated record